CAGUGACUAAAACUGUGACCUCAGAGGCGUUGGCAUCCCACCCCACGCGCCCCACUCUGGUAAUAUAAAUACCGCCUGCAGAAGAACGAAGAGCGCUCGCGACGAGUUCAGUCUGAACAGAGGAAUCCACCUACAGUUAUUUGAGAAGAUGGCUGUGAGUUCUGAAGACGGGCAUUGCAAAUACAGACUAUUUGCUUUCAUUAUGCUUUUUAACAUAUCGUUAAGUACCGCGGUCAGUCUCGAUUUAACAGAGCUGAGAAAUAAAGUUUCCAAAAUAAAAGUGCAUCCACGUGGGAAUCUCUGGGCGACAGGUCAUUUCAUGGGCAAGAAGAGCAUUUCAAACAGCCAGUUCCCGGACUCUCCGUUCUCCUCAAAGCCUCCCAGGAAUACUUUGGGAGAAUCAGGGAGUUCAGAGGAUUUGAGGGAGCUGAUCUCUCAGGAGGUGCUCAAAGUUGCUCUUCAGGCUCAGCUUGAAGAUCCAAAGAGGACUCAAGAUGUUAAUAAUCAGGAUACGGACUUCAUGGUAAAGCUUUUGAAAAACUACAUUGAAAAAAGGAACCUCUAGUGACAAUGCUGUUGAUAUAAUUGUAAUAAAAUUUUAUUUUGACAACC
Molecule: messenger RNA, 612 nt
Organism: Onychostoma macrolepis
Lineage: Eukaryota; Metazoa; Chordata; Actinopteri; Cypriniformes; Cyprinidae
Gene: nmba
Product: neuromedin Ba
Exons: 3
Coding region: 149-565 (138 amino acids)
Biological process (GO): neuropeptide signaling pathway; positive regulation of hormone secretion
Cellular component (GO): neuron projection
Molecular function (GO): neuropeptide hormone activity; neuromedin B receptor binding
Source: RefSeq, a predicted model, not a curated record